Synchiropus splendidus (mandarinfish) is the source of this 2802-nucleotide messenger RNA. Its product is annotated as matrix remodeling-associated protein 8-like. The transcript is spliced from 10 exons. The coding region runs from base 726 to 2135 and encodes 469 amino acids. NCBI's taxonomy places the organism in Eukaryota, Metazoa, Chordata, Actinopteri, Syngnathiformes, Callionymidae. Gene Ontology annotation, biological process: cell adhesion; establishment of glial blood-brain barrier. The record is from RefSeq and is a predicted model, not a curated record. Gene Ontology annotation, cellular component: cell surface; membrane.
ACGGGAAAAGCAAUGAUCUUCAAGACCUUUCUGGACCAUCUCCAGUCGUGUUUUCUUUUGCUGACACUGCGAAAAUGUACAUAUUAAUCCAACGACAUCAGAUGUGUUUUAAAUUGUAUUUUGCUUGUUAAAUUAUAUUAAUUUCAUUUCCUCUUGACUUAAAUAAGAAACAUAGUGGAAGGAACUGACACUGUUGUAGGGCUUCAUUUCACCACUAGGUGUCAGUGUUGUUAAACACUUAGCCAACCUCUUCUGACUAAUAUUGGAUUGAAUACUCGGCCUGUAACUACACGUUACAUGUCUAACUACAUGUUAGAGGCUGCUUUUAACAUUCCGUUAAAAACGAUUUGAGCGGAUAACCAGGUGACAUAUGCACAUGAUGAUAUGACAUCAGAAUGUUACAUUGUGAAUGUUUGCAUGUUACAUGUCUGUAACACUGUACAAUAUAUAUAAUUCUGAUGUCGGCUCUUAUUUGUCAAUGAAUGGAAAGGUGUCGUUGAUGCACAUGGUGGAGCUUGUUCUUCACUUCCAUAGAACGCAUCUGUGAUGGCAUCAUCAACUUCUCCAUCAGCUCUUCAUAUCCUUUCAUGCUUGUGAAGUUUAACUUUGAGUUCAUAUUCUGUAUAUACUCUCCUUAAUUUCACACAAAGCCUGCGGUUGACAUGGUCCAGCUGCGAGGUAUGUAGGUGUUGGGUUUCAGAGGCUGGAUGGGGCGGAGCGUCUGAAUGAUCCAGAGUUCAGGACUACAACAAAACACAUCUGGACUGCUGCUGCUCGCCGAGCUUGAACAUUGUCUGACUGAAAGCAACAACCUUUGUUUGUCUGCUUCUCCUGCUGCAAGUGUCAAGAUGAUGAUGAUGCACCUCAGCUUGACGGUCUUAACAGGUCUUGCUUUGGUCUUUCUGCCAACAGCACAGUGUCAGAGCGGAAACAGCGCACUUGGUGUGGUGGUGGACGCCAGGAACAUGACUCUGCCUGCUGGUUCCAAGGCAGUCCUGCCCUGCCACAGUCCACGCAUGGUCUGGACUCAAGACAGGCUUAAAGACCGGCAGAGGGUGGUCCACUGGGACCUGGUCCGCAACACUCCAAAGUAUUCAACGGAGCGUAUCGUGGACAUGUCCCCUGGGGCACGACAGAGGGUCUACAACGGCUUCAACAAGGGCCGUGUUUCCAUUCCCAACUCUGCGUUUAAGGAUGGAAACUUCUCUCUGGUCAUCAACAAUGUUGUCAGCAGCGACAAAGGAGUUUACACUUGUAACCUGCAUCAUCACUACUGCCAGAUCCAACAGUCCAUCCAGGUCCAGCUGAAUGUCACCAAGUCUGCUCAAAAAGAGAAACGAUACUGGGAUGGAGAAAAGACCGUGUUUGUGGUUUUGCUUGGGAGCUCUGUGGUCCUUCCGUGUGUGAACCGACGCCCCCUCUGGAGAGAGGGUCUCCAGGAGGACCAGCAGCAAGUGGCCCACUGGGACUUCCAGCCACCUGGGGUUCGUCCGGACAGAGCCAACCGUCUUGUGGACCUCUACGCCUCUGGAGAGCGCAGGGACUACGGGCCGCUUUUUGCACAAAAUAAAAUGCGUGUGGAAGAGGACGCCUUCACAUUUGGAGACUUCUCACUCACCAUCUCUGACCUGAAGCCCGUCCACAAGGGCAUCUACUCCUGCAACCUUCACCAUCACUACUGUGGCCUGCAGGAGAGGCGUAUCUUCAGACUGACCGUGGGGCCUGAACUGCCCUCCACACCCUCGGAGCCUCCAAAAACGUUCCCUAUUGACCUGCCAGAGCCGAGAGUGGAGGAGGUGGAAAGUCCUCGUGUGGUGAACGUCAUCCUCCCGGAGCAGCGGGGCUAUUUCGUGCAGCACUUGGGCUACUUCCUGGCAACUUUCCUCCUGCUGGCGCUCGUCAUGGUUGCGGUCAUCUGGCUGACACGGCGACGCAAAAACAGAGGCCUGGAGUACGAGCUGCGGCGAUACGAUGAAGGGAAUGUUCUGAGCCAGGGUGAGGUGCAGCUGGAGUGCACAGAGCUCAGGACCUUUAACCAACAACCACUGAACUCAGACUAUAAAAACAACCUGCUGAGGGAGAGGGAUUUGACCAAAGACUGCAACAAGGACUUUGAAGACAAGAUGUGGAAGUGAGUGAGAUGGUCACGAGAAGCUGCUGGCAGGUCCAGAGCGGAGUCCGCCAUCAAUGAGGAGGCAGACUCCUAAGGGCAUCAUCUUUUUUUUUAAUUUUUUUUUUAUGUUGAGCUUAUUUCAACAACAUUUGAAUAGUAGACUCAUGGAUGACGUUUGUUGACAUUUAAACAGGUUGGCUUCUUUUUAAACUGCAUGCUGCUUAUUCCAUGUUACUGUGCAUGCACGCAGCGCUCACAGCUUUCUUCAUGUGUACACCUUUUUGCACAUAUUCAGCAGUACUGUAAGACGUUACCAAUACGCUGGAACAUCUUUUGGAUUGUUUACUGUAAGUGUGAGACUGCGCUAAAAGACAAGCGACGCCUCUAUAACACUCCUCGUGGGCCAAGCUAAAUGUAAGGAUUUGUUUUGGUGUUUUGACACAUUUAAAUUCAACGUGGGGAUUGGACCUCAGGAAUUAGGAAUAUGGUAUUUGCUGCCAGUUUUUACCCUGCGACUGACACACUGACUGUUAACUGAUUGUGACACAGGUCCGGUAACUUUGGGUCUACUACAUGUACUUUGUCAGUGCGACAUUACUGAAAAUUAAUUCAUGUUUUUUUUCUUUUUUCUUGUCCCCUAUGUUUGCCCCCUUUUUUGUCUGGUCGAAUAAAAUAUUAAAAAUCAAAUU